Messenger RNA from Ramularia collo-cygni, 759 nucleotides. RefSeq lists its product as uncharacterized. The record is from RefSeq and is a predicted model, not a curated record. Lineage: Eukaryota; Fungi; Ascomycota; Dothideomycetes; Mycosphaerellales; Mycosphaerellaceae. The coding region runs from base 1 to 759 and encodes 252 amino acids. The transcript is spliced from 3 exons.
AUGACUGCCAAAACGAGAUCGAAGCUCUGCAAGAUAUGGGUAAUGGUCGAAUGUGGAAGUCUCGCGUUGUUCAAGCAAAACAUCAAUUCCAAUCGUAGGAAAAAGUCAUAUAUGCCCCCUGAUGCAUUCAGCUGGCAUCUUCWCCACGACGUUACCACGGCGUUUCUGGAACUUCACUUUGGUAUUGUGAAUGCUUUUCGCUAUCCUGGAUCUUUCAACGACUACCCGGACCUCGUCAUUAUAGACCUCGGAAGGGCAACAAAGAUCGACGAAGAUAAUCUCGGGGCACUCAGGGAUGCACACAGAGACCAAGCAAGUGAUGUUGUAGAACUGGCAGAUUGCUUGAAGUUGACCUUCAAGCACAUGUCUCCCACUGAUAAAAGGCUGCUGGCCAGUCUGAAAAGAUUGACGGACUGUUACGAGGAAGAAGUUUACAGCACUCCCAAGAACGUAGGCUUGGAACAUCUUCUCGUUGAGAUACGUGAAGAGGCCUCGGCGAGAWGGGAGGAGCUUUAUAUGCAGCUCGAGCCUGUGGUCGCUGCUUAUUUCAACCAAGAGGUUGUGAGCGAUUCGGAGAUUCUCAAUGUGAUGGAGAAGUCGAUUGUUCCUGUCACGGCGUUUAGAAUGUCCACACGGCGUGUUGUUCGGACGGAUCCUUCUCCCCCUUCUAAAGUACGCGGAGUGUCUAAAAGAUCGCAGUAUAUGAUGCUGGAUCCGGCAGAGAGAAGGAAAAAGAAGGCGGAUCGUAAAGUAACGUAA